Ochlerotatus camptorhynchus is the source of this 6006-nucleotide messenger RNA. RefSeq lists its product as uncharacterized. The transcript has 16 exons. Bases 69 to 5738 code for a protein of 1889 amino acids. The record is from RefSeq and is a predicted model, not a curated record. Lineage: Eukaryota; Metazoa; Arthropoda; Insecta; Diptera; Culicidae.
GCAUUGAGGUUAAAGAAAAGUCCGGACUGCGGAGUGAUGUGAUCAAGUUUUUUCAGAUCAUUAAAACCAUGUCAAUAUCGAAAUUAAUUUAUUUCUUGCUGCUAACAUCGCAGUUGAUUACCUGCUGGAGCGGCAUAGAUGACAGCACCGAAGUGGCUCUGUUCAUGCGGCGCAAACUAGAUCUAUUGUCUGACCGGAUGAUUAGGCAGGUUUCUUCACACGUGGUUGCCCCAGAAAUAGAUGUGUCGCAGUAUGAUUUUACAUUACGCCAACUUACGUUGCACUUAAACAGCACAAUUACCGAUCCAAACAUAUUGUUUGCUCGCGCCAGAAGUAAUGGAGACACAUACCUUCUCAUUGGAAAGCAGAUUUCACGCGUCAUUAUUACCGAAGACAACUUCAACCUGGCACCAAUAGCAACCGUAAUAGAUGUAAAUGAAAAAGUCACGGAAUUUGAGAUUGAGGAGCUACUGGCUACAGAGAAUAAGGGAUUCCUAGUUGUCGCUUUAUACUUGCGGGAUCGAUUCCAAAUUUACCAAAUCUCAAGCAAUCCUAAAGGCUUAGCGACUGCCAAAUCCAUCCAAAGAAUUGGACGCUCAGGCCGCUCUACAAGAUCAUUCCUGGUUCAGAGCAUGUCGAAUUUAUUCUUGAUCACUGGUUAUUUGGAAUCGGGUUCUGGUAAAAUUGCAGUUUACCGUUGGUUAAAUAUGCAUUUCUCGUUGCGUGAUGUAAAGGAAAUGUCACGAUGUGAUGAUCUGUUAGUAUUUAGUGGUACUAACCAACUCGUUCUACUUGUAUUGGGGUUAGCUGAAUACCCCCAACGAUCAGUAAAUAACAUAUUCAUGCUCAACAGUCAGUUUAAAUUGAUAAAAACACAAGAAAUGUUUUUCUAUUUUGAUCGCAUGCCACACUAUGAAAUAGAAGACCAGUUUUACAUACUGCGCUGUCUUGCGCUAGGAAAAUGUUUUUUGUACAAAUGGAAUGGUGAGAGUCUUUUCCGUCGUGUUAGCAAAGUAAGCUUUGAUCCGAGGAGCAUCGACCUCAUGGCAUCAGAUCAUAAUAUUGCAGUUAUUUCACUGGAAAGAACACUUUAUUUCUACAACAAUCAACCAUUGCUUAAAAUGGCUUCAUCAUAUGUUGUCAUUGAUGCACGCGGUGCUGCAGUCGACACUUCUCUGAUGAUCGCUCCUCAAGUCAGUAAUGUGCUUCUGCACAAAGACCGAAACACCGAGAAGUUGUAUCUAUAUUUGCUGUACAGUAAAGGCCCGAAGCUAAUCGAUAUCUUCGAAGUGCGACUAAGCAAGGGAAGGAGCUCACCCAGUCCAGGUGAACAGUCUAACUUUAAUGCUCUGAAAACAUGUCUAAUGCGCAUCAAGGAUAUGGUAAACAUACGCAAAAACUGGAUAGAUUUAAUAAAAUAUCAAUUGGGGAAAACAAUUCGCACAUGCAAAUCAACCGGACAAGUUACAUUAGCAUCCAAAGUAUUUGUGGCUGAUUCGAAUACAAUCGAGUCCAUAGUUGUUGAAGGAAAUAUUGACAAUUCGCCGCAGGAGUUGGUGAGUGAAUGGAAUGCUAUCAAGGACAGUCUUGCUGUUUCACACUCCCAAUCAAAAGACUUGUUCUAUCUAAACCGAAUGAAUACAAUGCAAUCGAAUUUGAAAAUUCGAGGUAACUUACAUACCAAGUCAACAAAAAUGAAUAGUGUCAAAGUUCAUGCUAAUCAAGGGCGUAACAUGCGUACUCGCUCUAAAAGAGAUAUUCAAUCUUCAAGGACGGUCACCUCGGUCAUUGUCAACGCCAGAGAAAUCGUAUUUAAUGGAAAAAUAUUUGAAAAUACGCUUAGUCGGAAUAACAUAAACUACAUUAUAUCACCCGUCCACGUUACCAACAUCUAUACACCAACUGUUCUUAUGAGGCUGAAUACAAUCAACCGAAUUCCCAUUCUGCACAUGCUAUUUAAUACCACUGAGAAAAUUAUGGAAAAAGGACACAAAGUGUUCAAGGCGAUUGAUACGAAAGUUCUCAAAGUGUUUUUAUUGGAUGGAGUAAAAGCAAUGCAACGCUUUUCCAGUCUGCGUAGCUUCGUCGAUAGAACUGGCGUUGGAGAACCUAUACAAUUAUCAGACACGCGUGGUGUUGCCAAUCUGGUAAUAAAUGGCAGGUUGAAUAACGUACCAGUGGUAGAACUGUUACAGCAGCUGUACUACGCCGAUAAGAAAUCGACCAUUAAUGGUAAUGUUUUUCUGCGGGCGCCACUGUACAUCCGGAAUGUGUAUGCUCGUAGUUUAAAUAGUUUUCCAACAAAUAAUUAUUUCGACUUGAGAACAAAUCAAACCAUUUCUGCUGUUGUGCAUUUGUCGCAAGUGUAUGCCACGACUUUGCAUAGUAAAACUAUAAACGGAAUUAACAUUCCUGGAGAUAUAACGUUGAUAAGCUCAACGGAGAUGAUAAAAGCUGCACUUGCAUCUAAUUUCGUCGUCCUUGAGGAUCUUACACUUUCGACUGAGGAUCAGCACUUCACCAAGCAUGUAUUGGGAACAAAAGUUGAAGAUUUUUCGCAGAUUUACACGGGACGUGUUCAUUUGAAAGGAUCACUGAAAUUGAACAAAUUGCAGCUAGAAAACCAGAAAGGUCAAUUGCUUCUGAGAGGACUUACAGCCAGUCCGGAAACAAGAAAACAUUUCUGGAUGAAACACUUUGAACAGGAAAUAGGCAGCUUCACUUUCAACCGCCAAGUUGAGGUUAACCAUCUGGUGUGUGGGGAACUGAAUUACAAUCCCACUGUCAGCUAUCUGAGAGGAGAUAACUGGCCUUCGCAUUUAUCUCUUGAAAUGUCGAAAGCUUAUGUUCGGGGCUUUGUCAAGACGUAUGUUACAACCCCGACUUUCCUACAAUACAUCCAUUCCGAAGCUGUUCAGCGCGGAUCCAUGUCAACUGUAUCAGGACGUAAAGUGUUCACCGGUCAUCUUCAUACAGAUACGUUCGUAGCAGAUGUUGUAGAUUCGAUAAGCAUACAAAGCUUGGCAACUGACACUAGUACACUGGCGUUUCUCGAUGGUGCCAAGCAAAUCGAGAGGUUGUCAGCAGAAGAAUGUUAUAUUGAACUACUUGGUAGGUUGACUUUGAAGGAUUUCCACGAUGCCCCGUUCGCGGAUAUUGUAGAGAACAGCGUGAACGUCCAUAACCCACAAAAACUAGAAUACUUAAUUCUACCGGACAUCAAAGUGGAACAUCUUCAAGCAGCUCUAAUAAACGGCGUGAAUGCGGAAGAUUUUAUCACCGAAAUAGAUGAUUUCACUUACCGCGUGGAUCCUUUCGCGACACAGUUCAAGAUCGACAAUCUGGUAGUUCGAAAGAACAUUAUUUCAACAAGUCAAAUAUUUAUGGAAUAUCUGAAUACAGUCAAUGUGAAGGAAUACCUAAAACUAUUAACCCUGAAGGAUAACCACAAUGUAAAGCAGUGGGAAAUUGGGGGCUGUAAGUCAUUACAGAAAGGUUUGACAGUUGAUGGAAAACUAAAUGUAGUGCUUAUCAAUCGCUUGAUUAUGGACAGCUUACUUUACAAUUCGGCUAGGAAAUCCAUGCGUCAGAACGUCGUAGGUUCAUGGUAUAUUGGUCAUUUGGUAGCAAAAUAUGUUGCGACAAAGCAAAUCAACGAUAUACCGACCAAAUAUUUGCAGAAUUCAAAUUUGAAGACAUUUAACAUUAAACAUGAUAUAUCGGUUGAAACACUGUUGGUAUCGUCAAAUGUGCACGGCAUCAUUUUCCCUAACAGUUCAUCAGCCACGAUGGCACCGAAUAUUCAGUCGGUCGCUAGUCUAGCUGUUCAAGGAUCAUUUUUGCUGCAACAGUGGAAACCUGGAACAUUUUUCUUUGAUAUUAUACUAUCAGCCGUGACUGGUCAGACAGACGUUUUCGAUAAGACAAUCGUCUUCCAUGGAAAUUUCAUCGAUAUGCUUAACAUUUGGAACGAGGGCAAAAUAUUUAGCAGAAGUUGUAAUUUCAUCCAUCUAUUGUUGGAUUCGGUGAAAAGGAUACAAAAGAAUCUAGUUUUCAGCAGUGUUGGCAAAUCAUUUCUUGAUAUUGUGUGUUCUGGAUCAGUGGCAUCUAACGAUUUGAUUACAGCAUCGCUAGUAAAUGGAAUAGACGUGAUACACUUAAACCGUAGCAUACAUCCUGUUGGUCACCAACAGGAAAUGAUCAAAUCGACCAAGUACUUUGAAGAAGAAGUCAAAGUAGUGCAGCUGUUAUGUAACGACGAGCUGACCGGUAAUCUGUAUCCGCAUCACCUUGACCUCCAUUCAGAAACAAGCCAAAUGCCAAGGAAACGGUAUCAUUUUGAAAAGCCAACAGUCGUUAUUGGUAAUUUAUAUGUGGAUGCCAUCAACGAUUAUUCACUGCAACAUUUCCUUGCUACCCGUGUUGUUAAAAAUCAAACAUUCGCGCAUGAGUAUCGGGAAAAGUCCCAACAAGUUACUGGAUAUGUUACUUUCUCAAACUUGGUGCUAUCAAAUAAACAAAAUACAGUUCACGUAAUCAAUGGAAUUCCAGUGAAUGAGAUUGUCUCUAGAUCGUCGAAUGAGCACCAGGUCAUGGUUGAACCCAAACGUUUAAAAGGAACCAUUCAGCUACUUGGACCUACGUCUAUAAUGACAUGCAAUGAUUUCAACUUGCUCGAUGCAUACAAGUCGAGCUUUAUGCUGCAUGCCGCUGAGCUGUUUUUCAAAAAGUUGAUAUUUACCGCCGAAGGUACUUUGCAAAAUGGAUUGUCCAUUGAAUAUACGCUAAAUGGUAUAUCAGUGCAGAAAAUGAUGAAGCUCCGACUUUCCUCAGUAGAAGAUCUAUUGCCACUAAUUCCAGUAAUCAGAGAGCAACUAUCCGUUUCAAGUGAUGCGUAUGUUGCUAAUAGUGCAACGGAAUCGCACAUGUUAUACAUAGAAAACGUUCCUUUAGAUGAUGGGAUUAUUAUGGUGCAAAGCACCGCAAGUCGACAAUACAGUGAAAAAUCUGAUGCGUCCAGAACAAUUAAUUUGGAUAAUACCUGUAUAAACGGUGUGAAUCGUAUCAACGUUACUGUUCACCAAAAGUCAUCACGUGGCGACCAAUUUUUCGCUAAUACUUUGAUAGAUGGUGUUUUGAUAAGAUCGGAAUGGAAAGAAUUGCCGUACAUCGAGGAGAACGAAAUUUUGAUUGUAUCAUUGGUGGAGAUAAAAGGAAAAUCUGUUCUAGUUAUACUUGUGCACAAGAAUAAAGAGCUUAGUGUUCUGCAAGAACUUCCACUAAAUACAUUCGGUGCCGAAUUUUAUUUGGUUUCCGCUAACGAUACGUCACUCUUACUGGCCGUAUCCGAUUCUCUACAACUUCAAUUGCAUACGCUGAUUCCUAAGCUCAAACUGUACUAUUACGAUCCAAUUGCGAUGCGGUUCAUAAACUUCAAAACGUUCAGUGGUAGCUAUAAUGCUGUUGUGGCCGUAAAUGUCGAGGAAAUGAUUAUGAUAGCGAUUUCGGAGAAAAGUUCCAACAUUUUGGACAUAUUUGCAAUGGACCAUUCAUACUCAACAUUAUAUCAAAAGAUCAUUUUCGACUCAACCGUGGCUUCAUUAAGAGCAUUCAGAUUACAAGGGUUCCCGGCGCUACAGAUAUCUACGGUGGAUAAUUUGAUUUACAUAUACGUUCACAAUAGUCUUGAGGGAUGGAAGCAGCUUUCGUAUGGCAGACUAGCAGCAGAUAUCAACUAGGAUAGUGCUGACAGCAUAUUACAUGGGGCAAAUCAAUGUAUUGUUUUAUAUGCUUAGGUGUUCUUUAGCAGUUUAUGAUAGUUAAGUUUUGUUGUUAUACAGAUUUUUCUGUAAUUAGUUUGUUGUUAAUGGAUAAUUUUAAGUAAAAAUUUACAGUACAAAGCGUGUUCUAGUGAUUGUAAAUUGGUGUUGUACACUUCUAAUUAAUUUCUGAUCUAAGAAAUACGCUUUAGCUUUGAAACAUGAAACAGCUUUUUUUAUUCCAGAU